UGGGCAGGGCAGUAAUAAUUUCCACCAGUCAAACUCGGUUGCACCUUGGUUUCGGACAACUAAAUACAGUACGAUCUGAAUUGCUUAGUCUGGAUUACAUUGCAUUCCUUAAAAAACAGUCGGCAAUCUGUCUACUCGGGGACUGAUGUUGAACUCUCCCCUGUUUGCUGUACGUUGUGAACAUUUAGAAAACUGGAAAGAAUGCCAAGUGCCUCCCUCCUCUUAAGUCCCAGAUGGCAGCACAGUGUGUAACAAAGGUGGAGCUGAGUGUCUCCUGUGACAACCUCCUGGAUAAAGAUGUCGGCUCCAAGUCUGACCCUCUGUGUGUGCUCCUCAUGAACACGUCAGGAACGCAGUGGUUUGAGGUGGGCCGCACAGAACAAGUUAAAAACUGUCUUAACCCACAGUUUGCCAAGAAGUUUGUCAUUGAUUAUUACUUUGAGUUGGUGCAGAAAUUGAAGUUUGGUGUUUAUGACAUUGACAAUAAAACGAUUGACCUCAGCGAUGAUGACUUUCUUGGAGAAAUUGAAUGUACUGUAGGACAGAUUGUGUCAAGCAAGAAACUGACUCGACCACUUGUUUUAAAGAAUCAGAAGCCUGCAGGGAAAGGAACCAUUUCGAUUACUGCAGAGGAAAUAAAGGACAACAGAGUGGUCAAUUUCGAGAUGGAAGCCAGAAAACUUGAUAAUAAGGAUUUCUUCGGCAAAUCAGACCCUUACUUGGAGUUCUACAAGCAAACUGACAGAGGAUGGCAGCUGGCACACAGAACAGAAGUCAUCAAAAACAACUUGAACCCUGUUUGGAAACCAUUCAAAAUACCUCUGCAGUCUCUUUGCAAUGGCGACUUGGAGAAGCCCAUCAAGGUAGAGUGCUAUGAUUAUGAUGAUGAUGGCUCACAUGAUCUGAUUGGAAUUUUUGAGACUAACCUAUCAAAACUGCAAGAAGCUUCACGAACUACACCAGCUGAAUUUGAAUGUAUUAACAUGAAGAAGAAGCAGAAGAAGAAACACUACAAAAAUUCUGGAGUUGUGAUUGUGAAAUCUUGCCAGGUUGUGAAGGAGUAUACAUUCUUGGAUUACAUCAUGGGUGGAUGCCAGAUUAAUUUUACCGUUGGAAUAGAUUUCACUGGGUCUAAUGGAGACCCUCAGUCACCACAGUCCCUUCACUACAUUAGUCCUCAGGGGUUUAAUGAAUAUCUCAUGGCUAUCUGGUCUGUUGGGUUGGUGAUUCAGGAUUAUGACAGUGACAAAAUGUUCCCGGCUUUUGGGUUUGGUGCCCAGAUACCACCAUCUUGGCAGGUAUCACAUGAGUUUCCAUUAAACUUCAAUCCAGCCAACCCAUUCUGUGCAGGGAUACAGGGAGUAGUGGACGCUUACAGAGUCUGCCUUCCUCAAGUGAAGCUGUAUGGACCAACUAAUUUCUCUCCAAUAAUAAACCACGUUGCCAAGUUUGCUACAGAAGCAGCACAGCAGAACUCUGCAGCCAAGGCUGCCACUCAAUAUUUUGUCCUCCUGAUCAUUACUGAUGGUGUAAUAACAGACUUGGAUGAAACCAGGAAUGCUAUUGUAAACGCUUCGAGGCUUCCUAUGUCAGUCAUCAUUGUUGGUGUGGGAGGAGCAGACUUCAGUGCCAUGGAGUUUCUGGAUGGAGACGACGGGACUCUCAGAUCACCCACUGGCCAACCAGCUAUCAGAGAUAUAGUGCAGUUUGUGCCUUUCCGGAAAUUCCAAAAUGCUCCGAAAGAAGCUCUUGCUCAAUGCGUGUUAGCAGAAGUGCCUCAGCAAGUGAUGUCCUAUUUCAACAUGUGUAACCUCCGUCCUCCCAAUAACCCGACCCCUGCUGCAAGUUCAUGAGGAAGCAUGACUUUUAUGCCCUGCAGAGAAAACAAACACAUAUUCGUAACAAGUAUGGCUGUUUUUCUGAGUACGAAUAAUACACAACUCAUUUUCUUAUUACUGGUAAAUGAGGGGGGGGGGGGGG
Polyodon spathula (Mississippi paddlefish) is the source of this 1980-nucleotide messenger RNA. RefSeq names its product copine-3-like. Gene Ontology annotation, molecular function: calcium-dependent phospholipid binding; receptor tyrosine kinase binding. Lineage: Eukaryota; Metazoa; Chordata; Actinopteri; Acipenseriformes; Polyodontidae. The coding region runs from base 234 to 1853 and encodes 539 amino acids. The transcript has 17 exons. Gene Ontology annotation, biological process: ERBB2 signaling pathway; cellular response to calcium ion. Gene Ontology annotation, cellular component: plasma membrane. The record is from RefSeq and is a predicted model, not a curated record.